AUGUUCUCUCAAGAUCUACUAGUCCGCACUGAUAGCAUCGCUCGUCAUCUCGAGACGGUCUUCCUCUUUACAAAAAAUGAUAUCAGAACCACUCUGAUACCUGUCACCAUAUUCGCGUUAUCCGCGACUCCCAAGCAUGACCCCACCCGCGUUUGGCAUGCCGCUUUGUGGAUAUGGUUGCACUUAUUGCAGUUCAACAUUGCAAACCAGAUCCAGGAUCCGGAGGAGGACCGCAAGAACAAGCCCUCUCGUCCGAUCCCUGCUGGUCGGAUUUCUGUGGACAGCGCAGCUGAUAUGCGCUGGGUGAUGGUCCCAGUCUGCUUGCUGCUAUCACUCUUGUACGGCACUCAGGCACUGCUGGCUAGCACCGUUUUUGCAGCGUUGACAAUCUGGUACAACGAACUUCACGGUGACAAAAUGGGGUUGUCGAAGAACGCACUCACGGCCAUCCUCUAUGGGUGUCUGGAGGUCGGAGGAACUAUUGCUGCUGGUCCUCGCAACUCAUACAUCGAUAAGGCUGGCGCUUUGGCAGUCGCACUUAGCUCGACAGCUUUUGCAACUACGCUUCACGCGCAAGACUUCAAGGAUGAAGAGGGCGAUCGCCUCACUGGCAGGCGCACGCUUCCCACUAUGUUCCCUAAGGCCGCACGCUUUUCCAUGAUGCUCGUCAUUCCCCUCUGGUCCUUUGGUUUGAGCCGUAUCUGGAAGAUAGAUACGCUCUCUACCACCGCAUUUGUAUUAUAUGGCGCUUUUGUGGGGACCCGAUUCGUGUUAUACAACACGGUAGGCGCCGACAAGCAGUCCUGCAAAUUUUAUAGCCUAUGGUACUCGCUUGGUCAUCUACUUCCAGGUUACUGGCGUUUCUUCUAUGGUGCUUGAGUACAAUAUUCGGAACUGAAAGCACGUUGAUGCUUCAAUUUAUCGUCAUUGUCCCUCUAUACAUUACUUCAUAGCUUUAUCAAUGUUCCGCCAUACAAAACGUAUUUAAAACUAGUCGAUUCGGAUUGACCUGUGUGCGCAAUUACAGGGCUUUAUAGCGUGGUCCCCUACGCUCAUCCAGCCCUAGACAUCUCGAUGGCUCAAGAGAAAUGACACUAGUAUGCAAAGCUGGAGUCAAAAGAAAACUAC
This is a messenger RNA of Suillus clintonianus, 1128 nucleotides long. RefSeq names its product UbiA prenyltransferase family. The coding region runs from base 1 to 879 and encodes 292 amino acids. Gene Ontology annotation, molecular function: transferase activity, transferring alkyl or aryl (other than methyl) groups. NCBI's taxonomy places the organism in Eukaryota, Fungi, Basidiomycota, Agaricomycetes, Boletales, Suillaceae. The transcript is spliced from 5 exons. The record is from RefSeq and is a predicted model, not a curated record. Gene Ontology annotation, cellular component: membrane.